Messenger RNA from Arctia plantaginis, 4422 nucleotides. The record is from the annotation of a GenBank genome assembly. Lineage: Eukaryota; Metazoa; Arthropoda; Insecta; Lepidoptera; Erebidae.
AUGAAGACAUUAGUGCUCUUCACUUUGGUGUCAGUUGCCUUGGCAGCUCCCGCACUACAAGAAGAAGCAACCGAAUAUCAUCAAAACCUGCAGUUUCCAGCACACAGGUUUCUAGAAUCCGUGAAGAGAGAAAGAAAGUCUCCAACAGAUUUAAAAUCAAGCACACUUUUGCAUUCAAGUGUACCUAAUACUAGAAUUCAUACCGACGAAGACAUUCCAAUUCAAACUGGCAGAAGCUUUGCUUUGAAAACCCCAGUAAUUGUCAAGAAAAAAACUGGGUAUCACUUAUAUCGUGAUUCUGAAGAAGAGAAAGCGUAUGCUGACUCCCGCGAACAUUGCGGUAGGCAAGUUAAAGUAAAGUUGUGCGAUGAAGAUGGAAAGUUCAGAAAGAUGUUGAGGAGUUCUGGUCAUGAAAUUAGUGACAGCACAUCAAAAAAUGAUAUGAAGCACAGCAUUAUGAUGGCAAGAGAAGCCAUCGAGAAUUUGCAACGCGAUUUUAAGAGGAUUGAACAAAACAGUGCUUCUGGUAAGCUUGAUUCAAAGUCUGAUACAGAUUUACAUGAAGACCUCGAAGUUACGAGACAAGCUUUAGAAGAUAUUCACAAGAACUACGAAAAUUUAGAAACAAUGAGUUUACGUGCAUCACCGUUGAUGGAUUCAGACGCCAUGCAGAAUUUACACAUCAGAAUAGCAAAUACGGAAGAUGAAAGAAUGGCACUGUGGAAAACAGCUAUCGAAAACAUUUACAAAAAUGUUGAAAUCGCCCAAAAUUUUGAAGAUAGCUUCAAGACUAGAGCUAAUCAGGAGAAACUCAUAAAUUUACAUCAAUCUGAGACGGCAUCUCUUAAAGCUGGUCAUAAAAUAAUAGAAAAAAAUUCUCAAAUAGGAUUAGGAGAAGAUGAUAUGCGUGAUAUGCAAAGUGACAACCUUAAACUACAUCCCACUGAAAACAUCAAUAAUGUAGAACAAGGUAGUGAUAAAACAUUUGGACUCGCUAGAGAAGCACAAGAAACCGUUGGUGAUAUUGCACCGUCUCCUUCGGAGGUCAUUGAAAUGAAAGCUGUAGAAAUUGCAAACCAUAAUUCCUUAAGAAGUGAAAACCAUAAACGCCUUGAACCCGUAAAAAACAGUGAAUGGGAAGUGAAAGAACACGAAGAAAAGCUCAACAGGAAUGCUGAAGAAAAUUUAGAAGAACCUCUGACAGAUGUUCACAACGUAGUCAGCUCAACGGGUACUUUUGUCAUGGAUGGGUCACAAAAACACGAAAAAAAAAUGGCAAUUACAGAUUUAGAUGAAAAAACUAAGGAAUUACACAGUGCCGAAGUAUUACAAGGAAAUGACAUUAAAAAUGAAAUAACUGAAGAAAAAAUUACUACUACAGCAAGAACUACUGAAAAUGUAAAAAACAUGUCAGAAGAUCAUCAUACUGAAGCAAAUGAGGAUAUUAAUGAAGAUAGUAAGAAAUUUCAUCAUCAAAAUUUUGAUGAACAAUCUGAAAAUUCUAUGAAAGCGGCUGACUCCUCAGAUCAGGUAGCUCUGAAUGAUCUUCACUUAGAAGGCAAACAUCACAAUAUUGAUGACAAUGAAUCGGAGCAUACAGCAACAUUAACAGAAAUGAAAACUGCUGAAAGUCAUUUGCAUCCUGUAGAAUCUACAUAUUUAAAUGCGGAAACGAAUCAUGAAACUAAACUAUUGAGUUCAAUGAAAACAGCUGAACCAUCAAACAUACCACUAAACGAUAUUCGUGAAGAGACUAAACAUCACAACAUUGAUUACAAUGAGUCAGAGCAUACGGCAACAUUAACAGAAAUGAAAACAGCUGAAAAUAAUAUGAAUCAUCAAGUGACGGUACUAAAUACACUGGGAGCCGUUGAAGACACCUUACAUCAUGCUUUAUCUCAUCAUGAAACUCGACCUUCAUUGAAGACAGCUGACCCGUCGGACCAAGUACCUCUGAACGAUCUUCAUUUACCGCAUAAACAUCACAACAUUGACUACAAUGAAUCAGAACAUACGCCAACAUUAACAGAAAUGAAAGCAGCUGAAAAUAAAUUUAACCAUCAUGGCACGGUACUAAAAACAUUGGAAGCAGAAGAAGAUAAUUUACAUCAAGCAGUAUCAGAACCCUUGAAUUCACAGUGGGGCCAUGAAACCAAACAUAUAACUUCAUUGAAAACAGCUGACCCUUCAACUCAGGCACAUUUGAACGAUUUCCAUUUCCUCCACAAACAUCACAACAUUGACUAUAAUGAAUCAGAACAUACGGCAACAUUAACAGAAAUGAAAGCAGCUGAAAAUAAUUUUAAUCAUCACGGCACCGUACUAAAAACAUUGGAAGCUGUAGAAGACAAUAUACAUCAUAUGGUAUCUGACCCCUUGAAUUCACAAUGGGAUCAUGAAACCAGACCUAUAAUUUCAUUGAAAACAGCUGACCCUUCAGACCAGGUACCUUUGAGCGAUUUUCAUUCAACCCAUAAACACCACAACAUUGACUACAAUGAAUCAGAACAUACGGAAACGUUAACAGAAGUGAAAGCAGCUGAAAACAAACAUAAUCAUCAUGACACCGUACUAAAAACACUGGAAGCCGUAGAAGACAAUAUACAUCAUGUGGUAUCGGAUCCCUUGAAUUCACAACGGGAUCAUGAAACCAGACCUAUGAUGUCAUUGAAAACAGCUAACCCUUCAGACCACGUACCUUUGAAGGAUCCUCAUUUACCCCAUAAAUACAACAACAUUGAUUAUAAUAAAUCAGAGCACACGGCAACAUUGGCAGAAGUGAAAACUGCUGAAGAGCCGUUUAAUGCACUAAGGAACCAUGAAACCGAACCCCUCAGUUCCUUGAAAACAGUUGAACCUUUAAAUCAAGUACAUUUAAAUAUUGAUGAGAAUGAAUCAGAGCAUUUGAAAACAUUAACACAAAUGAAAACAUCUGAGGAUCAUAUUCAUCCUGUCCAGGUAACAAAUAACAUAAAUGAAGCUAACGAUCACCAUAUGCUACAUCCAAAAUUUAUCUCUCCUGAUCCUCAAAUGGGUCAUGAAAGUAGACAAACGUCUGUAAUGAAAUCAGCCCAGCCGUUACACCAGGAAGCCUUAAACACUGUUCAUAUAGACCACAAACAUAACAAUAUAGAUCGUAAUAAGUUGGAACAAACAGCAACAUUGACAGACUUAAAAUCUGCUGAAGAUCACUUACGUCAUCAUUGGACAGCAUUAAGAGAAAUGAAAACUGUCGAAGAUCAUAUACAUCACCCAGACUCUUUAAGUUCUAAUAUGCACUGGAAUCAGGAAUCACAUCCUUCAACUUCAUUAAAAAUGGCUAACCCUACAAACCAGUUAGCUCAGGACCAUCAUGCUAUACAGCACAAACAUCAGAACAUGCAUCAUAACGAUUGGGAACAGUCAGCAAAAUUAACAGAAUUAAAAUCUGCCGAAGAUCACUUGAGUAGUCAGUGGACAGCAUUUAGAGGAAUGAAUACUGUCGAAGACCAUUUACAUCACCCAGAGUCUUUGAGUUCCAAUAUGCACUGGAAUCAAAACUCACAUGCUAUAUCUUCAAUGAAAACGGCAAAUCCAAUAAACCAGAUGGCUCUGGACCAUUUGCCUUUACAGCGUAAACAUCAAAACAUUGAUCACAUCGUUUCGGAACACACAGCCAAACUUACUGAUUUGAAAACACCUGAAGACCAAGUACAUCAACACUUGACAGCAACAGAAAUGAAACACGCUGAAAACAAUUUACAUCAUCAGCAAUCUGUGCCUCCUACAUAUUGGACCCAUGAAAGUAGGCCCCUUACGAAAACUGUAGAAGAUUCUAGAAAAAAUAGACAUGAACUCGGUCAAACGAGAUACUCGAAUGUAGCUGAUCAUCAUUUUAAUCAUAAUAACGUUGGACACGGCCACGACUUUGAUUCAUCCGAACACGUUCAUCAACAUGCUAACUUUCCUCACAGGUUUCAUCACAAUAUAGUCCAUCCUGACAUACAUGAUAUGAAUGUCCACGAUGGGCUUCACUCGCAUUUCCACCCAAGUCUUAGGGAUGCAAUGGAAAGCCUUGAAUCCGAGCAUGUGUUCCGGUGGAAGCCUUCACAUGAAAGUUUUAGGAGUUCUUAUGCAACCAACCCCAUUAAUCCCAUUAAUUCAGGAGGGGCAGUUGGAGUGUUUCCCAAUGCCAAUACUGGGGGAUGUGGUAUCCCCUUGCUCUUGAGCUGUUCGCCGUCUGUUGUGUCUGGCAGCUUGGCUAAGGCUCAUGGGACUUCGUACUCGGCACCUUCAUACUCCGCGCCUUCAUACAGAACGGAAGAAGAUUUCGGUUUUCACAAUAAGCGUGACACCAAAAAGACAAACGCGAUAAAAAACAAUAACGUUCUGCGAUCUCCUACUAUUGUAAAACAGAAAACUAAGGCAAGUUUAGACAGCUAA